Molecule: messenger RNA, 1356 nt
Organism: Atta colombica
Lineage: Eukaryota; Metazoa; Arthropoda; Insecta; Hymenoptera; Formicidae
Gene: Naxe
Product: NAD(P)H-hydrate epimerase
Exons: 2
Coding region: 90-932 (280 amino acids)
Cellular component (GO): mitochondrion
Molecular function (GO): NAD(P)HX epimerase activity
Source: RefSeq, a predicted model, not a curated record
UGUUGUGUGUCGCUUGACAGCACGAACUUACUACCUAUAGCUGUAUAGGCAGCGAAAUAAGCAGUGAUAAGCAAAAGACGGACAAGUAGAUGUUACAAUUCGUACCGUGCAUUCUGAAAUCGCAAAGCAUCAAGAGAAUCAAAGUCUGCAGGUCUGUGAUCGACAAAUCAUUUGUUCUGCUUGCAAGAAGAAAAUACAACAGAAUGGUCAAAUAUUUAAAUCAAUCGGAAGCUAUUAACGUUGACAAAGAUCUGUUCGAAAAGUAUAAAUUUAGCGUAGAUCAGUUAAUGGAGCUAGCUGGGCAAAGCUGCGCCGUUGCGAUUGCGAGGUCUUAUCCGUUGUCGUUGGACUCGGAGGAUGUCUCCUCCAACCGAGUAUUGGUGUGCUGUGGGCCUGGCAACAACGGUGGCGACGGCCUAGUUUGCGCGAGGCACCUAAAGCUCUUUGGAUAUUCGCCAGAGAUCUAUUAUCCAAAGAGGACGAAUAAUGAGCUAUACCAAAGGCUGUUACAUCAAUGCGUCGAGAACGGUAUACUUGUACUGGAAAAUCAGCGCAUAGAGGAAGCAACUGCAGACUCGACAGUUUUUUUGCACAAAUAUGUGAUUGUAGUGGAUGCUCUUCUGGGAUUCAGCUUCAGACCACCAGUGAGAGAGCCAUUCGUUCAUAUCAUCGACAUGUUGAAAAGCACAAGCGUGCCUAUUUGCAGCGUGGAUAUACCAUCGGGCUGGGACGUCGAGAGAGGCCCACCUGAGGCUGGUGGCAUAAAGCCACAAAUGUUGAUAUCUCUAACGGCACCAAAAAUGUGCGCGUCGAAGUUCGACGGAAAAUUCCACUAUCUGGGUGGACGAUUUGUGCCUGAGAAGUUGGAAUCGCAGUAUAAUCUCAACCUACCGAAAUACGCUGGCACGGACUUUGUUGUUCGGCUGUAUUGACAAAUGCUUACAAAUCUUAUUGUAUCCUAUCCCGUGCGUAAUGCGUUCUCAUCGUCAGAAAGUGCAUUUGAAUUUAUCACAUGACUAACUUUUUUCAACUAUCAUAUUAAUUACUGGAGAGAAACAUUUAGCUGAAAAAACAUGAUUCUGAUCAUAAACAAUUUAUAUUUCUCCUUGUUCUCCAAUUGUUUACGAAUGCGGUUAUUUUAAUUAUACAUUCAUAUAUGUAGUAUUUUCGAAUGCGAUGGAUUUUAACCUAAUCUAACCCGAAUCGAUUACAUCACGUGUUUUACUUUGAUUUCUGGUUGAACGAGGCCAUGAUCUUUCAAGUCAAAUAUGAGUUAACCAAAUUGGAUUGGAUUCAGACCCUAUAUCCGAAAGUGCUAAUAACUAUUGAUAAAUAAAUUAUAUAUUUUUGAAUUUA